Molecule: messenger RNA, 1785 nt
Organism: Parnassius apollo (apollo)
Lineage: Eukaryota; Metazoa; Arthropoda; Insecta; Lepidoptera; Papilionidae
Source: the annotation of a GenBank genome assembly
AUGACAGAAGGUGGAUUUGGUGUGGGAGAUUUUGUGGCAUUUGGACUUCUCUGCGCAACAUCAUGUGCAGGUGGAGUAUGGUACAGUGCAAUUGGCUCACGGACCAAAGCCGUGGUCGACGUAAGAGAUUACUUGCUAGGAGGAAGAACAAUGUCCACAUUCCCUGUGGCCAUGUCACUUAUAGCCAGUUAUGUGUCGGGUGUAACGAUACUGGGCACACCAGCAGAGAUCUACAACUACGGCACCCAGUACUGGCUGGUCGUAGUCGGGGUGACGUUGAGCUGCAUUCUGGUGGCGUCGGUUUACUUACCAGUGUUUUGCACCUUAAGGCUUUCCUCUUCUUAUGAGUAUUUGGAGUUGCGAUUCAAUCGACACGUUCGUGCCCUGGCCUCUGUUCUGUUUUUAUUGGACGAGGUAUUGUUUCUACCUAUGAUCGUUUACGUCCCUGCUUUAGCAUUUAAUCAAUUGACAGGAUUUAAUGUUUUUGCCGUCGGUGGCGUUAUGGUCGCAAUAUGUGGGCUUUACACGGCUUUAGGAGGUCUCCGUGCAGUAGUUUGGACGGAUUCGGUGCAGACCGGCGUGAUGUUCAUCGGCGUGGUGCUGGUGGCAGCCGCUGGGACGAUUGCCGUGGGUGGUUUCCGGACCGUGUUUAACGUGGCCAGUGAAUCAGGAAGACUGGAUUUGAAUAACUGGAACUUUUCACCUUAUGAACGACAGAGCGGUUGGGGCGCGGUGGUGGGCGGCUUUCUGUACUGGACCUGCUUUAAUUCCGUCAACCAGACUAUGGUACAGCGGUAUAUCGCGUUGCCCUCCAAGAAAAAGGCCAUCGCAGCGUUAGCAAUAUUUUGUGCCGGUGCGGUCUUAGCAAUAACGCUAUGCGUGUGGUGUGGACUGGCUGCAUGGACAGCGUGGGUGCGCGGUGGUUGCGCCGAGUCCGGCAAGCCUAUAGUGGACGACAGGCUGCUGCCAGCAUUCGUCACCUACGUGGCCAAAGUGCAGCACCUGCCUGGAUUGGCCGGUGUAUUCCUCGCGGGUGUAUUUGGAGCUGGAUUAAGUUCACUGUCGGCGGUGCUGAACGCAUGUGCUCUCGUGGCGGUGGAGGACAUCAUGCACGGCUGGCUGCGACUGCGGCUCCAGCCGCUGACGGAGGGCAUCCUGGCGCGCUUGUUCACCGCCACCCUGGCCAUCGUGUCGCUUGUCAUGCUCAUCGUUAUCGAGAAACUCGGCGGUGUACUAGGUGUGGCGACGGCGCUGUCGGCGAUUGCGGCGAGCGCGACGUGCGGCAUGUUCACGCUGGGCAUGGCGUGCUGGUGGGUGGGCCCGCGCGGCGCGGCGGCGGGCGCGGUGGCGGGCGCGCUGAUGGCCGGCGCGACGGCGCUCGGCACGCAGGCGGCCGCCGGGCGAGGCCUGCGCGCUCCCCCGCGACCUUACACCCUGCAGUGCAUCAACGCAACCUACGAACCCGCAGUAUCGAUCGAUCCCGAAACGAUCUUUCCCCUGUUCCGCAUAUCGUACCACUGGAUCGCGCCAUUGGGAUUGCUAGCGACUCUUUCUGUUGGCGCGCUGGUUGGCUGGUUCUUCGACAAGCAACACGACAUCAAAAUGGACGCGGAACUGUUCACACCAGCGAUAUGGCGUUUCUUGCCGAGUGAAGCGCACCAACACGCCGGUGUAACGCGGCGGAAUCUAGUCAACAAGACAGCGGAUUCACCAGCGCCCUCAUCACCUCUCAUUAUAGGACGGGGUGUUGAUAAGAUUGAAAUGAACGGUGAACCUAGCAGAUGA